AUGCGACAAAACUACGCUGCGGGUGUUUUUGGUAAUCGGCGGGGGUGCAGAGGAACCGAUGCACUUUCUAGAGUUAAUUUCGUAUCGCGCCGCUUCAUUAUAGAUUUGUCAUACUCCACGCACUUCAUGGAUUUUAAAGGUUCCUCGAUACCGAGCUCCAUGAAAAAGCUGGUCGUAACGAAGCUUAGCCAGAAUUUCAGAGACGCCGUUGCCUUGCAAACUGUUCCAGUCCCGACACCUGGCGACGGGGACUUGCUUGUCAGAAAUCGAUUUGUUGGAAUCAAUGCCUCGGACAUCAACUAGUCAGCAGGCCGCUACGACCCUACGGUGAAGCCACCGUUUGACGSCGGGUUCGAGGGCAUUGGCGAGGUGGUCGGACUCGGCCUGAGUGCCAGCGCCCGCUAUACCGUUGGCGACACCGUGGCCUACUUUGCCGAUGGGGCCUUUGCGGAGUACACGGUGAUACCCAUGAUCAAGACCGUACCCGUACCCGCGGUGAAGCCAGAGUUCCUCACCCUGCUGUUAAGUGGUGCCACGGCCUACAUCRCCAUGAAGCGGCUUGGCGACCUGGUGAAGGGCGAGACGGUGCUGGUGACGGCCGCUGCCGGUGGCACGGGACAGUUUGCUGUGCAGUUCGCCAAACAGGCCGGCUGUCACGUUGUGGGCACCUGCUCCUCCAACGAGAAAGCUGGCUUCUUAAAGACCAUUGGCUGCGACAGGCCCAUCAACUACACGUCCGAGGACCUGAGCACCACGCUGCGCAAAGAGUACCCGCAAGGCCUGGACGUAGAAGAGUCCAUAGGURRYAKAAUKUUUGACAUGRCGGUCAACAAUCUGGCCAAUAAGGGUAGGCUGAUCGUGAUCGGAUUCAUCUCAGGGUACCAAACGGCAUCAGGGGUCCCAACUGUUAAAGGAGGGACUCUGCCCAUGAAGCUGCUCAAGAAGUCAGCUAGCGUGAGGGGGUUCUUCCUACCUCACUUCCUGUCUGACUACAAGGAGGCGAUGGGAAGCAUGAUGCAGAUGUUUGMUAARGGGAAGCUGGUGUGUGAAGUGGACUGUGGCGACAUGGCUCCCGAGGGCCGUUUCGUGGGACUGGAGUCYGUCUUYAGGGCUGUGGACUACAUGUAUGCUGGGAACAACGUGGGAAAGGUGGUGGUUGAGGUGACUCCACCCUCGCUGGACAGCAAACUGUGAUUUGCCUUAAUGUGAAUGCACUGGAAUUCUCAAUUCUCGAAUCAAAUGUAUGUAUGUACAAUGAAAGGAACAAUGAAAAUACAUAAUCUAAUAUAUGUAUGUACAUUGAAAUGAACAAUGUAAGUAUAUAUGUUGAAGGCAA
Messenger RNA from Salvelinus sp. IW2-2015, 1336 nucleotides. The record is from RefSeq and is a predicted model, not a curated record. NCBI's taxonomy places the organism in Eukaryota, Metazoa, Chordata, Actinopteri, Salmoniformes, Salmonidae.